AAACCAUUUUUCUUAUCCAGACGGAGGGGGCGGAAACGGCUGCGCGCUCUAAGGUGGUCAAACUAGCCGCUCGGCGUUUCCACAACAAAUCAAUAGACAGCUGCGGUGUUUCUCUAUUACUGUUUCACAGCUGCAGUCAAGUUGUGGCACUUUUAAAGAACCGAUUAAAUCAAAGCUAAUCCCUUUUGUCUAGGAACCUGUGGGUCCCCAGGGCUACUUGAUGAGCAUGAGCCAGACAACAGAACCCUCUAAUGAUGGUGCCGCUGUUACAGAAGAGGCUAAAAUAACGGCAGCUGAGAAGGAAAAGAAGGCAGAUGAAGUGGUAGAGGAAGAAGAGGAGGAGGAAGAGUACGUGGUGGAAAAAGUCCUCAAUCGGCGGGUGGUAAAAGGGAGGGUGGAGUACCUUCUCAAGUGGAAAGGGUUCUCCAAUGAGGAUAACACUUGGGAGCCAGAGGACAACUUGGACUGUCCAGAUCUGAUUGCAGAAUAUCUGCAGAAACAGAAAUUGGCACACGAGGGAAAGAGGAAAGCGGCUGGAGACACAGACGGAGAUGAAAGCAAAUCAAAGAAGAAAAAAGAUGACAAUGAGAAGUUAAGAGGCUUCGCUCGAGGUCUGGAGCCAGAAAGGAUCAUUGGUGCCACAGAUUCCACAGGAGAACUCAUGUUCCUCAUGAAAUGGAAGCAUUCUGACGAAGCCGACCUGGUGCCAGCAAAAGAGGCCAAUGUGAAGUGUCCGCAGGUGGUGAUCUCCUUCUAUGAAGAGAGACUCACCUGGCACUCAUAUCCUUCAGAGGACGAAAAAAAAGACGACAAACACUAAGGCGUGGCAAGGUUGCAGGGCUGGGGGAAGAGACUGACCCUGUGGUUUUGAACUCCAGUGUGCUUUUGAGGGGAGAGAAGACCAGCAAGACAUUGUGGACUCAUUUGUUCUUUUGGUAUAGUUUCAUUCAUCUCAUUCUCUUUUUUAUGUGGAUAUAAUUUAAAUAUAGAUGCUUCAGAUUUGCUUGAAAAGCCAAAGCAAUGCAGUGUUAAUUUUCAGCGAACAUUCCAGUCUUUUUGCUUUCCCUGUGCAUGCUUACAGAGCGCUACAUUUAGGCCUCAAGUUGAAAUUUUUAUUGUACAUUUUGUUUUGUAAUUGAUCACAAGUAUUGAAAGUAAGGGCUGCAACAACUCCUUGCAGACCUGAGUCCCGUAGUAAAACCUAUGGGAUCAGCCGAGUCGCCAUUUAGAGGUUCGUAACCAUGUACUCCAGAACCUCAAUGAUUGAGGGCCGCCCUUCAAGAAGAGUGAGAUACCACGCCUCAGCAGACAAUGUCGACUUAUGAACAGCAUGAGAUAUCGUUGUCGAGCUGUAAUUGAUGCUCAAGGGCACAUGACAUGUUAUUGACAUUUUUUGUUGUGGUAUACCCACCACUGUUGGGUUUUGUUUCAAUAAAUUGUUUGAGAUGAGGAAAUCACCAUCUCAUGCUUCUACUUAAAUGCUGUACUUUUAUGAUAGAUGAUUGUAGCAUGAACGUUUUACAUUUUCCAUAAAUAAGUUUUUGUGUGUA
Messenger RNA from Girardinichthys multiradiatus, 1550 nucleotides. RefSeq names its product chromobox homolog 1b (HP1 beta homolog Drosophila) (gene cbx1b). The record is from RefSeq and is a predicted model, not a curated record. Gene Ontology annotation, molecular function: chromatin binding. The transcript is spliced from 6 exons. NCBI's taxonomy places the organism in Eukaryota, Metazoa, Chordata, Actinopteri, Cyprinodontiformes, Goodeidae. Gene Ontology annotation, cellular component: pericentric heterochromatin; nucleus. Bases 221 to 820 code for a protein of 199 amino acids. Gene Ontology annotation, biological process: negative regulation of transcription by RNA polymerase II; chromatin organization.